Osmia bicornis bicornis is the source of this 2060-nucleotide messenger RNA. RefSeq names its product probable cytochrome P450 6a13. The record is from RefSeq and is a predicted model, not a curated record. The transcript is spliced from 6 exons. Gene Ontology annotation, molecular function: oxidoreductase activity, acting on paired donors, with incorporation or reduction of molecular oxygen; monooxygenase activity; heme binding. The coding region runs from base 121 to 1620 and encodes 499 amino acids. NCBI's taxonomy places the organism in Eukaryota, Metazoa, Arthropoda, Insecta, Hymenoptera, Megachilidae.
GAAACGAUAAUCUGGAAGCUAAUACACAUCUCACUCCAGACCGUUGAACACUACAAAACAGAGCAGCGUGACAAGUAGAAGUGUUUUAGUCAACUCAAUACUGAAAUUGAAUUUAUAACUAUGUCUUGGUCAAUGUUUGAGACUGUUGGAUUUUUUGUUGGGAUACUGGUUCUACUGUAUUAUUAUUCUACAUCGGUUUUGGAGUACUGGCAGAAACGAGGCGUGAAAGGACCAAAACCUAUUCCAUUUUUGGGCAACUUUACGAAUGUGUUUCUUGGAAGGAGUUCAGUGAACGAUUGUUUCGUGAAAGCUUACUACGAGUUCAAAGAUGAACCGAUGGUUGGAGUAUUUGGUGGCCACAUCCCACAUUUAAUUAUAAGGGACCCGGAUUUAAUAAAGGAUGUUCUUAUUAAAGACUUUUCAACGUUCGUUAAUAGGAUAACUGUUCCUAAUGAGCUCGAGCCAUUAUCAGUACACCUGUUCGGUCUUGAAGCAAAAAGAUGGAAACCCUUAAGAGCCCGUCUCUCGCCUGUUUUCACUUCAGGAAAGCUGAAAGAAAUGUUCGGUUUACUGGUAGAAUGUGGAAAUCAUUUUGAAGAGUACUUGAAGACACUGGUUGAGAAGGGCGAAUAUAUCGCGACCCGCGAGAUGUCUGCAAAAUAUACUACCGAUGUGAUCGGUUCCUGUGCGUUCGGGAUAGAAAUGAACGCGUUAGCAGCAGAAGACAGCGAAUUCCGUAAAAUGGGCAGAGCAAUCUUCCAAACAAACGUGAAAUCUGUCAUAAAGGAUAGAUUGAGGGAAUAUCCAUUCUUAUUUAAGAUCUUGGGACGAUUCCUUCUCGAUUCUGAAGUCGAUGACUUUUUCAUAAGAAUCACCAAAGAAAGUAUAGAUUAUAGGAUAAAGCACAAUUUUCAUAGACAUGAUUUCAUUGAGACUUUGGUAGAUCUGAAGAAGAAUCCUGGAAACAUUAGCGAUAAACAAUUGAGUGACAGUUUCUUGGCUGCACAAUCCUUUGUCUUCUUUGCUGCUGGUUUCGAAACUUCCUCUGUAACGAUCACUCAUGCUUUAUACGAGCUAGCAUAUAAUCAUUCGAUUCAAGACACUCUUCGAUCAGAAAUCAAGGAUGUUCUACAACGUAGUAAUGGAGAGAUCACAUAUGAUAAUAUAAAGGAAAUGAAAUAUUUGGACGCAGUCCUCCAAGAAACAUUACGAAAAUAUCCGGUAGUAUUAUGGUUAUCCAGAACAGCAAUGACUAAUUACACGUUUUCGGGUACAAAAGUCACAAUUCCGAAGGGUCAACACGUAGUCGUGCCCGUUGAUGCUAUUCAGAAUGAUCCAGAUAUUUUUCCAAAACCGGAAAUCUUUGAUCCUAACAGAUUUCUUGACGAUAAUGCUAAGAGCAGACAUCCAAUGUUUUAUUUACCAUUCGGAGAUGGCCCAAGAAAUUGCAUUGGCGCAAGGUUUGCUAAGAUUCAAUCCAAGGUAGCGAUGAUUAAAAUUUUAUCGAACUUUAAAGUGGAUGUAUGUGAAAAGACUAUUACUGAGUACAAGAGGGAUAUAAAAUCAUUCGUUCUUUUGCAACCAACGCACGAAGUAUAUUUAAAAAUGACAAAAGCUUAAAUAUAAAGGACAGGAGCAAGCAAAAUACAACGAAGUGUUAAAUACUGAAACGUGGGAUAAAUUUCAACAGUAGGCACGCCCUAUAAUAUAAAUUGUGCUGUAUGUCACAUACGGGUAUGUAUCGACCGGCUCGGCGCAUUGUCAGUACAGCGGUGAAAAAUGGACGGGAAGAAAGGAAGUAAAAGAAAAAGAAAAAAAGGUAUGAGAUGUACGUCUUGUCUUCAUGGAGUUGAAAUAUCCUCUUAUUUCGCCGCCUACUUUCUCUGAUCGGAGAAUCUAUAUCAUUGAAACGAUCUGUGAGAGGCUGCUGAUGUAUCUUUCAUUACCGAAUUUCUAAGCCAACGAAAAUGACUUUCCAGUCAAUUUUACAGACACUUUGGGAGAAAAUGAUCAUUUCGAACCAUUACCGUUUCUUAUAUAUUUUUCUGUAUAGUACUGAG